AUGCUGAUUCGGUACUUGGUGAUUUUUUUCCCAAGUUCUAGAAGAGAUUCUUCUUUUUUCCAGGUUACCGUGAUACUGUUUGGCGCAGCCUCGUCCAUAGAUCUCGGUUCGAUUGGAAACUUUAUUUUUGGAAAUUUCAAUUGUUCAGAUAGUAUCACUUGUGAUAUGAUACAAUGCCGAAAAGGCUUCAAAUGUGUUAUGGUUAGAGAAGUACCGGAAUGCCACCAAGGUUCGGGAUUUCGAAAAAGUUAAAAAGUAUACAUUUUUAGAAGGAUCUUCCGAAGAGACAGGCUCUUCAGGUUUGUUAGAAAGGCUCUGUUGGGAGAAGAAAGGCAGAAAAACGCUAAAGAGAACAUUUUCGAAAAGAAUUUCCGCCCGUCUCUGCUCUUGACUGAACGGAUAAAUCACCGAUAAUUUCGUUCCUGUAGGCCCAAAGCUGACUUGCGCCUCAGUUCGCUGUCCAGGAGGAUUCAAAUGCGUGAAUACCGCUCAAGGACCGAUAUGCUCCAGUAUGAAACUCCAGAAAGACAAUUUCAAAAAAAAAAAAAAAUUUUCAAGAGCCAGAAAAGCAUACGAAGCAGACGUGUGUCAACUUGGACUGUCCCAGAGGAUACAAGUGCAAGAUAGUUCAAGAUUCUUGGGAUAGAAGGUUUCGACGAGUCCCUACUUGCGUCAGAAGCCGUGCUGGUGAUGUUUUUCAGACUUUGGAAGUAUUUCUAAGCCAUAUCUCUAUUAGAAUACUAUUCAGACUCCCAAUUCCCAAUAUCUCAUUGUUUCGAAUUACCUUUCUCUUUAUUUAAUUUCAAAUUUCGAAAAAUUCUUCUUUUUCGUUUCACAGAAUAUUCUGAACAGGUAAAACUCAAACUGGGUAACAUUCUUUACACGAAAGCACUUUUGAUAGGAAUUACAACAUUUUUCAUCAUUUCGAAGUAAUUUCUCCAAAAGUAGUAUUGUCAAUGUUUCCCGACUUGAAAGGCGAGGAAGGCGGGGCAGGAGGCGGAACGCGUAGCGUGUGCGUUCGCGGUUCUUGGCACGUGUUCAAUUCAACCGCCAUCUACUCUUUGAAAAGCCCGUUUUUCGCUUUUUUCCUUUCUUUUUCAAUUAUUUAAUGAUUAUGUUCAUGUGUGCAUCAAAAAAUAGUAGACAAGAUUGAAAAAGAGCGGUUGCCGAGCUUUUUAAAUAGUCCGCGACAAUUGAAUUGAACUCGUGCCAAGGACCGCGUACGCACACGCUACGCGUCCCGUCCCUUGCCCCGCCUCCUUCACCUUUCGAGUCGGGAAACAUUGACUAUAAGUGCUGUACAAUUUUUCCGUUUGUAACAAACUGAAAAGCUUUGAAAGACGACAUCGACACCUAAAUUUUGACUUUUUACUGGCCAUAUGCCUUUAAUGUUCAAAGUGAACAACUUUUUGAGUUUUUCAGCGCCGCCAGCAGAAUCUGACGUUCAAACAAGGCCAGAACCAAGAGGUGAGAAUAAUUAAUGGAUCCCUGCACCCAAGAUCCUUGUCGAAGUGGUUUCAAGUGCAAAGUCAUCAAUGCGUCCUCUAGUUGUACUAAAGGUUCUUCAAUAGCUAAAGCCUUUUGGUUACUGUUAUCAUUCGAACCCAAAAUAAAGAAGUAUUUGAAAAUUUUGGUUUCAGUAGUUAAGUAUAGUCGCAAACAGUAUUAGAAGUUAAAUUAAUAAUUUUACAUAGUAAUGAGGCGUUCUCAAAGCAAACUUCAGCAAAAAUCUAGGAAAAAUCCAACAAGGUACGAUUAUAAAAAAGUUCCAUAGUGUGCUAUGAAUGAACUAAUCGAAAAAAUGUUCAAGUUUUCAGCCCCUGCGGACGAGCCUGGAAACACACAUGAACCGAUAACAGGUGAGAGUGAAAGAAAAAGCGACAAUUUUUUCACAUUGAAAAUAAUUGUUUUAAAAGUCUUGAUCCCUUAAAACUAUUCAGGGGACCCUUGUGCCGAUCACAAAUGUCAUGCACCGGAAUAUUACACUUGCAAAGUCAUCGACGGUACGCCUCAAUGCUUAGCGAGUUAGUCUUGGGACCAUUGGAAAAGAAAAUAAUGAUGAACAUUGAGUCAAUCCUUGUUCCCCGAACCGAUGUCCGGAGAAAACCUACUGUCAUGCGAGAGAGUCUGGAGAAGGAGCGCGUUGUCUACCAGGUUUUGGAAGUUUUUGUCCAUAAAAAAAAAACUACAAAACGCAUAGAAAUAUAGUCUGUGUGCCACGACUUGAAAUUUCACGGAACGAAAUUCCACUGUGCCGCUGCGCCCCUUUGCGAACAUUGGUCGCUCUUUUAAUUUUUUUUUCUUUUAUUAAGGUACUCUACUUUCAUGGGCUCCCACAGAAAUAACAAUCAAUUUUAAGCGUGACCUAGAUUUGAAAGACGCUUCGCGAACGCACGCAGCGGAACAGCGGAAUGUAGUUCCGUGAAAUUUCAAAUCGUGGCACACAGACUUUACACGAAUGUAAAAACGUUUCCUUUGCAGGAUUUUUUUUUUUACUGUAUCGUUCUGUCCAAAGCUCUGAAUUUUAGAGGGGUGUAAUUAUCAGAGAGCACGCUUUCCUACCAUCAUAGUCCAGAGCGUGUCAAUUUUUCGAGUGUCUGGGUCCCUCGUUCCUCUCUCCGGCAAAGUCUGAAAAAUGAUUUUUUUUCCUCAUUAAGGCGAACAUUUACCAGGCUAAAAAAUGACAUGAAAUGUCAAAAAAAAAUUUUUCGUUUUUGAAAAAUGUCUUUCUUUUUUUAAAAAUUUAAAAAUUGAUCAUUAUGAGAACUCUAGAACGGACUAUAACUCUCAACCAUCAAAAGGAAUUCAGUGAACCCAUGCGGAAACAGAACGUGUCCAGCGAAUUCGCAAUGCUACAACUACAACAGUGUUGCUUGGUGUACAACAGGUGAAUCUAUUAACUUCGAAGAUGAAAUCAAGGAAAUCUGAAACAUUUAGCCUGCGAUUGCGAUCCCAGUAAUCCCAAGUUUUUGUCCAGCAGGACAACAUUGCCAAAAAGAUGGACGAAGGAGCGUACAAGUGUAUUGGAGGUAGAAAAAAUCCGGUCAUGGGUGAAUGUGAAAUCCACUUCGCAACGCGCUUGGUGCUUGAAAGAUGAGUAACUGGCAAUUAACAGAAAUCCCUCCUGAUUUUAAAGAUAUGGAGCUUCAAAAGUUCAAGAAACUGAUCUUGAUUCUGUGUUUAAUGAAAUCUUCGAAAUUUCCUGGAAUGCGUAAACUAAAAGUGUUCGUAGGCCACUAUGAGCGAACUGGACCUUCAGAGAAAUUUUUUGAGCAAAUUUCACAUCAAAAAUUACUUUCCUCAUCGAGAAAAAAAAUCAAGAAUUGAGAAAAAAAUGUCGUUCAGAAAAACCCUUGCGACAAGGCCCCAUGCGGAGCUGGUUUCGAUUGCUCAGUCGUUGACGGAAAAAGCCAGCUGCAUAAAAAAAGUUUAUCCAGUACUGAUAAAAUAUAAAGUUUAACUAUUCAGUCGAUCCAUGCUUCCCGGGCCCUUGCAUAAGUCAUCGUUGCGAAACAACUUCGAGCGGGUCACCUAAGUGUAUAGAAGGUAGAACACAAACAGCAGUCUUUUUGUUUCUGCUUUUUUUCUGCUUUCCAUACAUCAGAUCGAAACCCCCGAACGCGUUCAGAUCCACCUUGUGUCGGCGGCGACACCUGCAUUGAAAUUGAAGGGGCCGAUUAUCAUUGUGAAAACAUCAAUGGUACGUCGCAGUGCGUGCUUGGUGAGUAGUGAACCACUUCCUUCAAUAAAGAAAUCACGGACAUUCAGAUCCAAAAUGCACUGUACAUGCUUGUGAUCCUGAAACUGGCCACUGUGUCGAGGGUGACGGAAAAUCACUUUUCGAAUUUGGGUAUUGCGAUGAAGGUAUAUAUUUGGUGGUAUGAAAAAAACACCAGCGAAAAUUCAAACGGCGACUUUUCCGAUUUUUUCAUAUCGCUAGGGAACUUUCCGACGGCCACCUUUCCGACGAAACUUUUUCCGACUUUUUCCCUUAUGCUUUUCGGUUUAUAAAACGUCUAUGAACAUUUUUUUUUCCUAUUUCUAUGUGUUUUAAUUAUGAACAAACUACCUACUUUAUAUAGGAAGAUGUAAAACGAAGAGUUUAUCGAGAAAAAAAAGUCGGAAAAAGUUUCGUCGGAAAGGUGGACGUCGGAAAGUUCCCUAGCGAUAUGAAAAAAUCGGAAAAGUCGCCGUUUGAAUUUUCGCUGGUGUUUUUUUCAUACCACCAUACAUUUGAGAGAAAAUUCGCUCUUAAAGGCAUAGGGGCAGUAAAAAACCGUGUUUCAGUUCAAAGCAGUACUUUGUAGAGCUUUUCAUUGCGAAUCGAACGGUAAACUUGGAAAUGUACCAAAAUUCCUAGUUUUGGAGAAAAAAUAAUUCAAAGUCGGAGAAAGGAAGCUUGAGUUCCCGCGAAAAGGGCGCUUUGCAGUAAAGUUGCUCUAUGGACAACAGGCUUCGCCAUCUUCCGGAUUUUCGCUUUUUUCUUCGUUUUUUCAAUUUUCAAUUUUUUCUGUUGUCACCAAAGUUCUUUUCGUCACAAAAACUUUCUAUUCAUGUAUAAUUUACAAGCUUUGAUCGCAAAAAAGCUUUUUCGGUGCAAAAUGAUGAUUUUACACAGGUUUCGAUUGGGGUUGCGAUUUUUUGUGUUUUUUGUUUUACUAAACGUUUUUUCAGAAAAGAAACCCUUAAUUUGAAGCAGAUAUCCGGUUAUUUCUCACAAAAUGCGAGUCUAAUGAGACGUCCGCAACAUCGCGUGCACGGCUACUGUAAACAGUUGUCUGCAUACCGAUUCAAAGCUUUUUCAAAAUUAAAGGCGGGAAAGUAAAUUCGCGUUUUUCUUCAAAAGUUGUCAAAUCUGUAAUUUUUUUGAGUACACCAUUCGAUUCGCAAAGAAAAACUAUAUAAGAUACUGCUUUCACCUGAAGUCCCGUUUUUACUGCCCCUAUGCCUUCAACAGUAAAAAUGGAGGAAUGGGCAUCAGGCCAGGCCGGGAGUCUUUCGACCCAGAUUUUACUUCAGAAUUGCGAAAAUCGCGGAAAUUUCAGUGUAAGCCCUCAGCUUGGCUACUUUACCUCAGAGAUUCGUGAUUUAUGAUUUCAAAAAAUGUACUGAAAACAAGCAACGGUAAACGGAAAAUAUCUCUCUACCAUUUUUCUAAAGACAAUUUGGCUUUUUGGGGCAGUUAUUCCGAGGCCUUGCAUGAGAAUAUCUAACUUGAAUCUGAUUCUAGUGAAUCCUUGCGCCAAAAAGAAAUGCGAAAAUGGAACUGAAACUGAAUGUCACAACUACAUAAGUAAGGCAUAUUGCACGACAGGUCAGUAUUCAACUUCCGACUUCCGAAAAAUCUCGGACUUUUAGCCAACGUUUGCGAUCCGAGCAAGAAUAACUCCUGUCCAGCUGACAGAGUCUGCAAAAAGAUCGAUUCAGGAUCUUACAGGUGUCUCAAAGGUGAGGAUAUUCGACAACUGGAAAAGUUGUAGACAAAUAUCAAAAGAAGUCAUCAAAAUAUUGCAUAGCUCAUGAAAGUCAAAAAGAAAUAUCCCUAUACCUUUUGGUCUCGAUUUUUCGAUCAUUUAUUAGAAUUUCAUUGAACGGAAGCUAUUCGGAAAAAUAUAAAAGUCCGGUGCUACGACAAGAGCGAGUUUUCCAUUUGCGAGCAGUACUGUAUGCGGCAAAGCGCAUUGCGUGCAUGCACUCUGCGUGUUUACACUUUUGUGGCGUGACGUCAUCGCGCCGUACAUCUGCGGGUUUUUUUGCUUGCGGGUUUUUCAAUGUUUUUUUCGGAAUUUUUUGGAUUUUUGGAUUUUUUUGGUUUUUGAUUGUGCGAAUAUUUUCGAAACAAAAAAAGAAAACUUCUUUUUACCUUAUAAGAAGGCUCCUUUUUGUCCUCAAAAAAAUCUUCGUGUUCUUCUUCUUCUCAUAUUUUUUUCUCUCGUUCAGAUUUUUGAAAUGAAAAAAAGUGGUGCUAUGAAUGAAAUUCAGGAUGGAAAGUGACGAUUAUGUUAACGCCAUUGUUUUCGACUCAAUUUUUAAAGCAACAAGAAAUCACAAAGGAAGUUUUUGGCGAAAAAAAGAUGUCCCUGCUCCUCCACCUUCAACACCGGCAUUGUACAAGAAACCAAUUUUUCGUAAAAAUUUCUGACAAGUCCCUUCAAAUCUCUCAAUGUACAUUCAAAAAUAUCUUGAAGAUUUUUCUGGGAAAAUGACUUUUGUUUGAUAUGAUGGUUCUGUAAAAUUUGUUAUUUUUCUUAUUUUUCUUAUUUUUUUGAUAUAACUUAUUUCAAUUACUGGUAUUUGUUAUGAUGCAAUUUUUUUGAUAUUUUCCUCUUUGAAAUAUCAAUAUUAGCUUACUUCUUUUUCCAUAUUUGUGGAGUUGACCUAAUAGCUAUCUAUAAAGAAACAUUUUUCCUAAGCUGCCCCCUUGACAAACAGAGUUUUUCAUCAAUUAAAAAGUUUUUCUUUUUGUUUCGAAAAAAAUAAAUAAGCCGGAAAAAAAUUCAAAAAAAUCCGAAAAACCCGCAAGCAAAAAAACCCGCAGAUGUACGGCGCGAUGACGUCACGCCACAAAAAGUGUAAACACGCAGAGUGCAUGCACGCAAUGCGCUUUGCCGCAUACAGUACUGCUCGCAAAUGGAAAACUCGCUCUUGUCGUAGCACCAAAAGUCCAGUUUUUUGUAAUGCACCUGCCGAAGAGGACCUGUCAAAAAUUUCGGACAGUUACUUUUUCAUAGCUAAUUUUUUUGGUUUCCAUUUUUGAAAUAUUAUUCGUUUGCCGCCACUUGAAAGUUUUCGACUGUCUGCGUCUCUCUGUUCCCUAAUCGGCGAGGUCAGAAAAAUACGAAAAUAGCAGGUCAAAAGGAGAGGCGGAGAGAGGUGCGUAAAAAUCUUGCCCCUUUCAUGCCGCGAAAAACAGAUUGUACCGUUUCGGGGAAAAGACGUUCUGAAUUCUCAACCUUUUUUUAUAUCUUUUUCAGUGGACGCUUGCUCCGAAAAACAUUGCGAUUACUCUCGUGUAUGCAAAGUCGUCGACAACAACGCCGUAUGCGCUCAAAGUUGGUCCUGGGAUUAUUUGACAUCGAUUUAUUCCAAUUGUACAGAAACUCCUUGCGACGAUGAUCCAUGCCCAGCUGGUCAGAUUUGUCAAUUGACGAGUUCUGGAAGUGAAUUCGACUGUAUUGCAGGUAAAAUAAGAGACAGAUACUGGAAAAAGUGCAAAAAUCGUUGCUCACAAGGGCCUAUUGAAUAGGCCUUUUGGUUACUACUGUUAACAUUCGAACCCAAAAUAAAAAAGAAUUUUGAAAUUUGGUUUUAGUAAAUUAGUAUAGUCUCAAACAGUAUUAGACGUUUAAAUCAAUAAUUUUACUCAAAUUGCAAGAUUCGAGGGAAUUCUCUUCUAUCCCGCAGUUUGCAGACUCGUUCAUGGAACCAAUAUUCCUUGCGCAAUUUGUUUUUUAUCCGCCGAUUCCUGCUAUUUCAUCAUUGAAAACGCUCAACACACACUUUUGAGAAAUAUGGUAGAUAAAUACGACUUAUAUUUUGAGAUGGGAGUAACUUCGAAAAACAGGGGUUCGGAGUGAACUCUUAGAAAAAUUAGCGUCCGAAUGGUAACAGUGGUGACCAUAAUGGUUCGCAUGGGCAGGGUUGGUGUGACUGUAUGCCCGAAAAUUGAUCUGAUACUGAUAGAAAUCCAAAAACAGAAAGAAAAUCAUUCUCAAAUUUUUCAAAUCUGUUCCGGAAAUGCUCAGUUAUAGAAAGUCUCACAACAACUUUUUUCCAGGGAGCUUUUUUUAGCCUUUGAUGAAACUUUAUCGAAGUAAUCUUUGAGACCUUCCCACUCCAGAAGGAAAAGAAAAUCUUUCCUCCCUUGGAUCUUGUUUUCGAGCUAAAAGCACAAACAAUGAAAACAGGCUUUUUUGGGGGAUUUGAAGAUUCAUAGUAAUGAGGCGCUCUCAAAGCAGACUUCAGCAAAAAUCCAGGAAAAAUCCAACGGUUCUAUUAUAGAAAAGUUCCACAGUGUGCUAGGAAUGAAAUAAUCGGAAAAAUGUUCAAGUUUUCAGCCCCUGCGGACGAGCCUGGAAACACACAUGGACCGAUAACAGGUGAGAGUGAAAGAAAAAGCGACAAUUUUUUCACAUUGAAAAUAAUUGUUUUAAAAGUCUUGAUCUCUUAAAACUAUUCAGUGGACCCUUGUGCCGAUCACAAAUGUCAUGCACCGGAAUAUUACACUUGCAAAGUCAUCGACGGUACGCCUCAAUGCUUAGCGAGUUAGUCUUGGGACCAUUGGAAAAGAAAAUAAUGAUGAACAUUGAGUCAAUCCUUGUUCCCCGAACCGAUGUCCGGAGAAAACCUACUGUCAUGCGAGAGAGUCUGGAGAAGGAGCGCGUUGUCUACCAGGUUUUGGAAGUUUUUGUCCAUAAAAAAAAACGACAAAACUCAUAAAUGUGGAAUAAAAAAACGUUUCCUUUGCGUGACUUUUUUCAAUACUUCAUUGUUCUGGCAAUAAUGUUCAUUUCCUGGAAUGUAAUUAUCAGAUAGCACGCUUUCCUACCAUCAUAGUCCAGGGCGUGUCAAUUUUUCGAGUGUCUGUGUCCCUCGUUUCUCUCUCCGGCGAGCCCAGAUAAAAAUGAGAAUAAAAAAUGAACACGAGAGUGCCGCCGAGAGACAAAAAGGUGCAAAGAAGCCCCCGCCCUUUUGAAUCGUAUCGAGCUAUAACUCUCAACCAUCAAAAGGAAUUCAGUGAACCCAUGCGGAAACAGAACGUGUCCAGCGAAUUCGCAAUGCUACAACUACAACAGUGUUGCUUGGUGUACAACAGGUGAAUCUAUUAACUUCGAAGAUGAAAUCAAGGAAAUCUGAAACAUUUAGCCUGCGAUUGCGAUCCCAGUAAUCCCAAGUUUUGUCCAGCAGGACAACAUUGCCAAAAGAUGGACGAAGGAGCGUACAAGUGUAUUGGAGGUAGAAAAAAAAAUCCGGUCAUGGGUGAAUGUGAAAUCCACUUCGCAACGCGCUUGGUGCUUGAAAGAUGAGUAACUGGCAAUUAACAGAAAUCCCUCCUGAUUUUAAAGAUAUGGAGCUUCAAAAGUUCAAGAAACUGAUCUUGAUUCUGUGUUUAAUGAAAUCUUCGAAAUUUCCUGGAAUGCGUAAACUAAAAGUGUUCGUAGGCCACUAUGAGCGAACUGGACCUUCAGAGAAAUUUUGAGCAAAUUUCACAUCAAAAUUACUUUCCUCAUCGAGAAAAAAUCAAGAAUUGAGAAAAAAAAUGUCGUUCAGAAAACCCUUGCGACAAGGCCCCAUGCGGAGCUGGUUUCGAUUGCUCAGUCGUUGACGGAAAAGCCAGCUGCAUAAAAAGUUUAUCCAGUACUGAUAAAAUAUAAAGUUUAACUAUUCAGUCGAUCCAUGCUUCCCGGGCCCUUGCAUAAGUCAUCGUUGCGAAACAACUUCGAGCGGGUCACCUAAGUGUAUAGAAGGUAGAACACAAACAGCAGUCUUUUGUUUCUGCUUUUUCUGCUUUCCAUACAUCAGAUCGAAACCCCGAACGCGUUCAGAUCCACCUUGUGUCGGCGGCGACACCUGCAUUGAAAUUGAAGGGGCCGAUUAUCAUUGUGAAAACAUCAAUGGUACGUCGCAGUGCGUGCUUGGUGAGUAGUGAACCACUUCCUUCAAUAAAGAAAUCACGAACAUUCAGAUCCAAAAUGCACUGUACAUGCUUGUGAUCCUGAAACUGGCCACUGUGUCGAGGGUGACGGAAAAUCACUUUUCGAAUUUGGAUACUGCGAUGAAGGUAUAUGUUUGAGAAAAAAAAUCGCUCAUAACUUUUUCUUUUCGUGUAGAGUUUUCAUAAUGUCUGAAACGAGUUUACUCCAGAACUGCGAUUACGCGAAAAUUUCAGUGUAAGCCCUCAGCUUGGCUAUGCCGGGACUCCAUUGAUUGCUCCGAUGUGGUCGAAUAAAUAUACUAUAUUGAUAUAGAUCCAUUAUUCUCAAAUGAAAAUCAUAAUGUAGUCAACAGUAGAAAUGGAGGAAUGGGCAUCAGGCCAGGCCGGGAGUCUUUCGACCCAGCUGAAAAUCGUAGGUAGGAGGCGGUCUUUCUCUGCGUCUGUGGCUACUACUUUAUUUUACUUCAGCUAGGGGGCGCAAAGCCCCGCCCCUUCACGCCACCAAAAUGACGAUUUUUUGUUGCAAAAACGGUUUUGAGGCGUUUAUACUAGCUAAAGUCCCAUUUUAAAAAUAAACUGUUUCUGUUGAUCUCGGUAAUCGACAACGCUCUACAAGACUGAAAAACUUUUAAACUAUGUAUUUUUCAAAAAUAAGCGAAAAAGUAAGAUUUAACACGAAAAAAACUGACAAGUUUCACAAAAUCGUCGCGUUUCUGAAAACCAAGUGAGGAACGCUUCCGAAAUUUGAGUAUGUUAUACAUUAACACUUUCUUUAUUUUUUGAGUAAAAAUUUAAAAAAAUCUACCGACGCGAAAAAAAUAUUAAAGCUUGUAAAGUGACACCAAACUUUGAAGUUAAAAUGCGAAAAAAAUUUCAGCGACAUGGCAUACUUUUUUUAUUUGAUUUAAAAAAACUCACAAUGUGUUCAAAAAUAAACAUUCAGAAUGACAUUAUUUAUUGGGACAGUGAAUCAAAUUAAAUUUGGAUUUUACCAAAACCUCCUUUUUUCGCCUGCCUCGUUGACGCAUGAGAGAAUAGGAUCGCGUCUAUACUUUUGAUCAGGUUAUUAAGCGUUCAAAACUCUAUCAAUGAAAAAAUUAUGAAAAAAAUCGAUCGACGCGAAAAAAAUAACGGCUUUGAAAACCUCGAAAAAAUGGCAAUUUUUUUUUUGAAAUUUUGGAAGAAUUCGUGCAAGUGUCCGCGGCUGUGUUUGCGUCAAACACACCGAUGCACACUUUUAAAUGUUGCAGGAGCCGUUUUUUGGAGUCAAAUUGCACAUUUUCCUGUUUUAUUUCGAAAUAAAAUUAUUUUUCAUUUUUUCUUUUUUCCAAACCAAAUGAUAAUAAUUUUUCUGAUUAGAAAAAAGAAAAAUAAGCUGAAAAUUCCUUCUGACCAUUUUUCUACGUAGUUUUUCGAUAUUUUAUCAAACAUUCUUCUGAGGAUUGUACGAAAGAUUCAUACCAAAACAUUAAGCCCCGUUAUGACAACCUAUCAAAACAGAAAACCGAUUCGAAAACGGUUCAGAAACGCGCAAAAACAUUUAAAAAGAAAGCGUGCGGCAGCGGGUAAACCGUGAAAUUUUGCUUCCAGUUGUACGCCGCGCGCGCUCGUUUUUUGGCCAUAACUUUUUUCUUAGUGGAGCUUUUUUCUAAAACUGAACGGAUUAUGAAAAUGGACAGUCUCCUCUAUCGAACAGUUUGAAAAACAUAUUUUUUGGAUCGUUUUGAAGAAAUGGCUUACGGACCCUAACUUCAGCCCAAAGAUUCGUGAUUUAUGAUUUCAAAAAAAUGUACUGAAAACAAGCAACGGUAAACGGAAAAUAUCUCUCUACCAUUUUUCUAAAGACAAUUUGGCUUUUUGGGGCAGUUAUUCCGAGGCCUUGCAUGAGAAUAUCUAACUUGAAUCUGAUUCUAGUGAAUCCUUGCGCCAAAAAGAAAUGCGAAAAUGGAACUGAAACUGAAUGUCACAACUACAUAAGUAAGGCAUAUUGCACGACAGGUCAGUAUUCAACUUCCGACUUCCGAAAAAUCUCGGACUUUUAGCCAACGUUUGCGAUCCGAGCAAGAAUAACUCCUGUCCAGCUGACAGAGUCUGCAAAAAGAUCGAUUCAGGAUCUUACAGGUGUCUCAAAGGUGAGGAUAUUCGACAAGUGGGAAAGUUGUAGACAAAUAUCAAACGAAGUCAUCAAAAUUUGGGAAGUUCAUAAAAAUCAAAAGGAAGUAUCCCUAUACCUUUUGGUCUCGAUUUUUCGACCAUUUAUUAGAACUUCACUGAACGGAAGCCAAUCGGAAAAAUACAAAAGUCCAGUUUUUCGUAAUGCUCCUGCCCAAGAGGCCUUCAAAAAAUUUACUGGUCAAUCUACCAUUGCACGAGAUCUUCUUGUCUAUUCCUUGAAGACUCAAAUAAUGUAUAACUGUGUAAUGUAUUCUCUCAAAAUCUACAUCCAAAUGAACUCGUUAGGGUUCACCAGAGCUGCUGACCAGACCGGGGCGCCCCGAUUUUCUCAUUUUUACUUAUCUACCUAACGGGGCGGGGCGCCCCGUCAGCAGCACUGGGGUUCACGCUGAUCUGUCAAUAAAUUAUUAUUAUUGAAGUCCCACCCCUGUCAGGCGCGAAAAAGAGACUAUAACGCUUUUUCAAAAAGUUCUGGAUUCCCAACCUUUUUUUAUAUCUUUUUCAGUGGACGCUUGCUCCGAAAAACAUUGCGAUUACUCUCGUGUAUGCAAAGUCGUCGACAACAACGCCGUAUGCGCUCAAAGUUGGUCCUGGGAUUAUUUGACAUCGAUUUAUUCCAACUGUACAGAAACUCCUUGCGACGAUGAUCCAUGCCCAGCUGGUCAGACUUGUCAAUUGACGAGUUCUGGAAGUGAAUUCGACUGUAUUGCAGGUAAAAUGAAAGACGGAUACUGA
Messenger RNA from Caenorhabditis auriculariae, 12565 nucleotides. NCBI's taxonomy places the organism in Eukaryota, Metazoa, Nematoda, Chromadorea, Rhabditida, Rhabditidae. The record is from the annotation of a GenBank genome assembly.